UUCAACGGGUCACAGAAUGGUGAGAAAUAUUGAAAUUUACAACGAGCCGUAUCGACUAUCUCUAACAUUUAAAAAACCGGCUCAGAUAUUUCUAUUGAAUAACAAAGACAUACCAGAGACUAUAUCUCCAGUACCACGUUACUCAAUUUUCGAUGAAAACACCCAAUUGAAUUUGGAAUUUACAAUUAUACCGACCAUCAAUGAUCCCAGUCUAAUUGGAUUGGAUUCAAGUGUAACAAAAUGUCUACAAUCGAAUCCAGCUAAAGUGUUUGGCAAUAAGACCUAUUCGUAUCACAGUUACCCGGGCUGCAUUACCGAUUGCCUGUACAUUCAUCAGGCGAAAAAGUGUGGUUGCAUUAAUUUAUAUCAUCAUUUACCAAAAGUACCAUACUGCAACCUAUCCCAGUAUGCUUGCCUGGAAGAACAUGGCUUCAUCAACCCUGUGUCAAUGAGGCCUAUAAAGCAUCCAUUUUGUGGUCAUUGCAUAACGAAUUGUGAGGAUUCCGAUUAUGUUGUGGAAAAUCUGUAUUACAAUACGGAUAACACUUUGGAGGGAAAACGUUCAUUAGAACUUAUCCUUUUGAAUUUUCCCACAAAACACCGUAGACGUCAGGUCAUCCGGCAAUCGGAGGAUAUAUUGGUAUCGCUCAGUGGUAUUCUAUGCCUAUGUUUGGGCCUCAAUGUGGUUAAUAUAAUAGAAUUUUUGUAUUUGUGCGGACGUGCAUGUGUUCGGUAUCGACAGCUAGCAAACACACACAGCCGCACGAACAAACAAACGAAUGCACGGCUGGAUGAUUGUGACCGGUGGCAACCAGUUAAAGAAACAAAUUGUGGAUAAAAUGUCUGCAAUGGAGAUGGGGGUAAUCAAGUUGUCGCCUUGCAGGCCCCUGUAGAAGUAACAAAAAAGAGGAACGUCUAACAACAAUGGCAGAGCAACUAAAAACUUAAACUAACAUAUAAUUCAAUGUUUCCGGUUCCAGAAUCAAAAUGUGCACACACACACGAAUUGGUAGGUAGGUAGGUAGGCCCAUGUGUGAAUGCCCGAAAUGCUUGCGAGUCUUUUGUAUCGAAAGGAUAACGUCAAGGAAGGAAGGAACAUGGAAAGAAAAGGAAAAAAUCCCAGGCCAA
This is a messenger RNA of Musca domestica (house fly), 1128 nucleotides long. RefSeq lists its product as uncharacterized. Bases 17 to 838 code for a protein of 273 amino acids. Gene Ontology annotation, biological process: sodium ion transport. The transcript is spliced from 4 exons. Gene Ontology annotation, molecular function: sodium channel activity. The record is from RefSeq and is a predicted model, not a curated record. Gene Ontology annotation, cellular component: membrane. Lineage: Eukaryota; Metazoa; Arthropoda; Insecta; Diptera; Muscidae.